Messenger RNA from Chroicocephalus ridibundus (black-headed gull), 5948 nucleotides. RefSeq names its product tRNA methyltransferase 5 (gene TRMT5). The record is from RefSeq and is a predicted model, not a curated record. Lineage: Eukaryota; Metazoa; Chordata; Aves; Charadriiformes; Laridae. The transcript is spliced from 4 exons. Gene Ontology annotation, cellular component: mitochondrial matrix; cytoplasm. Gene Ontology annotation, molecular function: tRNA (guanine(37)-N1)-methyltransferase activity. Gene Ontology annotation, biological process: mitochondrial tRNA methylation; tRNA N1-guanine methylation. The coding region runs from base 319 to 1872 and encodes 517 amino acids.
GGGGGGAGCUGCGGGAGCGGUAGCCAUGCCGACGGCGCGGCCACGGCGGCGGCCUGCGGCUCCCCGCGGCCGCCCCGGCUCCGCCGCCCUCGGUCGGGCCUGUGCCAUCCCCCCCCGGCCAGCGGCGGGAGGCCCAGGCGGCGGCGGGCCUAAGGCGGCGGCUGCCAGCGGUGCUUCCCUCAGGGAGAGGACAGGGCCCCGCCCCGAUGAGCGUCCCUCUUCCCCGGGACUUUAUGGAGAUUUGGAUAUUCUGCCAGACUACUGAAAACUAAUCAUUUUAGGACAGCUGCAUCAAAUACAUCAUUUCCAGCAGUUUGGAUGCUAUUGGCACAAUAUUCUGGCACAAUACCUGCACGCUUUGUAGUAGUUAAAAAAAAUAGUUUUUUUACAAUGCCUGAAACUGAUAAAGCUAAUCUAGAACUCUAUUCACCACAUCCUGGAGUGCGUGGGAUGACACUACUCAACAGAGCAGCUUUUAAAAGGACAGUUGUUGUUCCAGUUCUUAAAGUCAAGAAAGAAAUUGUAAAUACUUUGCUGAAGUCCCUAAAGCAUACAGUACUACAGCGUCCUGGUCUAAAGCGUGUGGUUGAGGAUACAGAAGAUGAGGACAGUAGACUUGUUAUUCUGGAUCCUCAUAAAAUACCAGAAUUCUCAUUGGGAGAAGCGGAACAAGAGGUAUUAAAACAGCUUAAUGUUUGUCCUGAGGUGUCCAAGUAUAACUUGGAGCUAACUUAUGAGAAUUUCAAGUCGGAGGAGAUCCUACGAGCAGUCCUUCCCGAAGGUCAAGAAGUCACUUCUGGAUUUAGCCGUGUUGGUCACAUAGCUCAUUUGAAUCUUAGAGAUCAUCAGCUACCGUACAGAUAUUUGAUUGGCCAGGUUCUAAUUGACAAGAAUCCGGGAAUCACCUGCGUAGUGAAUAAAACAAAUAUUAUUGACAGCACAUACAGAAAUUUUCAAAUGGAAGUGCUCGCUGGAGAGAGCAACCUGGUAACCAAGGUCAAAGAAAAUAAUAUUGCAUAUGAAUUAGACUUUUCCAAAGUCUACUGGAACCCACGUCUUUCCACAGAACACGGCCGUAUUGUUGAGCUUUUAAAGCCCGGUGAUGUCCUUUUCGAUGUCUUUGCUGGGAUUGGACCUUUUGCUAUUCCAGCAGCAAAGAAAAAGUGCCGUGUAUUUGCAAACGAUCUCAAUCCUGAAUCCUACAGCUGGCUUCUGCACAACUGCAAACUAAACAAAGUAGACAACAAAAUAAAAGUGUUCAACAUGGACGGCAGGGACUUCCUCCUGGGGCCAGUAAGAGAAGAACUAAGUAAAGAGCUCCCACUUCUGAAAGAAGAACAGAAAACCUCUUUUCAUAUAGUCAUGAAUUUGCCAGCUUUGGCUAUUGAAUUUCUAGAUGUUUUCAGGCAUCUCUUGGUUGGAGAGCCGUGCAGCACUGCUGGCCUUCCCACGGUGCACUGCUAUGGCUUCUCCAAACAUGAUGACCCCACCAAAGAUAUUCAAGAACGAGCAGAAGCUUCGCUGGGAACCUCCUUGGCUGGACGCUGUUCUACUUACCCGGUUAGAAAUGUUGCACCGAACAAGGAGAUGCUGUGCAUCAGUUUCCAGAUUCCAGCAGAUGUACUGUACAAGAGGCCCUGUCCUGAUGAAGGUAAGGAACAAGCCUCCUACGCGGCACUUGGAUAUCAGGCUGCACCUUUUGCUGUCUCAUGCUGGUCCCACCUUGUCAGCCCUGUGGGCCACUUCAGCUGUGUGACAGCGAUUCUGUAUCUGGUUGUGAGUGCGGAGGUAGGCGGCAGGACUGAGUGCCUGCAUGUGUGCAGCAGCUGCAGGGCUUCAUGCGCUCUCAGUAACAGCGGCCCGCUCCUCUGAUCCCAGCAUGAGCCUCCAUAGAAAAAAUGGUGGACUGGAUAGGAUCAUCCCACAGGCCAUAAACCAGACCUUUAUGCCUCAGAUUGCUACUGGGGGAGGAUGAGGUAUCUAACAUCAAGGACGCGUUUCUGUUAGCUAACUUAAGAACUGGAGCUUCGUUUUCACCCAGGGUAGAGUAGCGUACUUCCAAGUGACUGGUCCCUUAUGCUUGCAUGGACUCAGUUUAGGUCUGGAGCCACUAUAUCAAGCAGAAUCCAGUUCUGUACAAUUUAAUUGAGAAAUGGAUAUCCUUUAAUGUUGAAUUUGAUUUUUUUUUUUUCAUAGUUGGUCAUUUCUUGAAGUACUCAUAGAAGGUAGUUGGUUUCAGUGAUCUCGGGCGUUGCAAUACAUGACAAGGGGAGAGGAGCGGGGAGGCUUUCCAUCUGCAGUUACAUGAACUAGAGGAAUGGAGGUUUUGAUAAAGCUUUAAGGCCAUGAAACAUAUUUUUACACUGUUGUUGGGAAGCACUGAGAUGUAGGUCAAAAUGUAGCUCACUACAGGUUUUUUGAAAGUCCUUUCUGGCAUUUAGUAAAGACCCCCCCCCUUAUUGCUGUAACAGUUUUCAUUUGUGACUGUUAAUCCUGAUUUUAACUGUCAUCUCUUCCUGUUAAAUCCCAUAAGUGUUACAUGGGUUGUGGUUUAGUUCUGUUUACUGCACAUUAAAUAACUUACUUUUUCUAACCUUCUUCCAGCAAAACCAGCCUCUAAACGUUUGUGUACCAGCAAAGAUUUUUCUGAAGAAAAGUUACCGAGUUGACGACUAGAGUUAUGGUAACUACCUUAGUAGUCUGCAUAAGGUAUACGUAGGUUACCUCUGGUUUACCCCUUGAAUUAUUUGAAGUGAACCUGUGUUACCCAUCUCAGGUGCUGAGAUGCGUAAUGCACGUUGCAGCUUUCCUUUGUGAGCCUUGCUUCCUGUGUUAACCUUUUUUUUUUUUUUUUUAAAUUGUGGGACCAAUAAGCAGAUUGAAAUUGUUGUUACUAUAAAAAAAUAAAACUUCACUUUUUUGUAAUAAAGGUGUUUUGGUACUUUCCUGCUCUCUAUUAUUUCACGCCUUGUGAUAAUUCAGUGACACAGACUGGGAUAGUUUUCUGCUGUGUCAUUUUGAUAUUGUGCGGUUUGUGGCGAAAACAGAUUUUUAUAUUUUGUUGAGUAGCAAGAUGAUUUGCGUAACCCUUGCAUUGGAUUCUCUCUGACAAACGGUUUUGGUGUUUAAGAAUAUUGGGUUACUUGUUAGCAGAUGUACAAACAACUGUGGUGUAAGCAAGAUAACCUUUCAAAAACUUUACCCAAGAUACAAAAAGGCCCAAAUAGCCGUAUAUACUUGUUCCUAGGCUUUUGGAGUAAUAAAUUCUUUUUUAACACUGAGAUUUAGUUAGGGAUUGGUUGACUCCUAACUUAGUGUUUGCCCACCGUUAAAGCAGGAAAGACUUUAAUGCCAUUUGCAGAUUAAGUAACGCUUGCAUUGAAUGCUGGAUUGAAAACCACUACCUGUCUGAACAGUCCUCUCGUCUUGCAGCCGCGUCCUCCUGUGGCUUUUGUGCCUCUGCCCUCUUCCCGCUCUCCCCUGCCUCCCCCACUGCUCCUCUGCUGCAGUCCCUGGGCCAUCUCUCUGACGGGCUGCCCGUAUUCUGCAGGGAUUCAAAAAGCCUCUGCCUUUGAUUUCCUUUUCUUACCCAUCCAAACUAUUGUUGGGCAAUGUCAACCACAAAUAGUUUAUUUGGACAGAGAACUCAGAUGGCCCUCUCGGUUUCAGAUAUUUUCCUUCAGUCCAAGCUCAGAGCUCACGCCUAGCAACUCAGUGACCAGAUGUCCACCACCCUCCCUGGCUCUGCUGCUGUGGCUCCAUCACUGGGGCCAGCAACCCGAUGUCUUGGUUCUCACCCAAACAGCCAUUAAGGCCUGUAGAUUUGUUUUGCUCAGCGGCUUUAUGCUGUAGCCUUUCCCUUGGCUACACAGCCAGUGCUUUUCAGUAAGCCUUCACAGCUUGGUUACUGCUAGAUUGCAUUUAUCAAACCGGGGGGAAAAAAAAUCGUGACUCACUCGUACUAUCUUGAAAGCUGCCGUACAGAUUAUUUCCCUGGCCUGGCACUCCAGCCCGAGCAUUCCUCCACUGGCCUUUAAAAUGGUAUCGCAACGGCUUUAACCUGUUUGUCCUCGCUGUCAAUGACAGGCACAUUAUCUCCGCUCCCUACCAGUCUCUGCUCCCCUUAAGAGCAAGCGCUGGACUCUUGCCUCCAGCCUGCGAUGCUGUCUCUGCUGCCUGUGACAUUGUCUAACGCCACCGCAUGCUUCCUACCGUGACCCUCUGGGCUUCCCAUAAGCACUGAAAGCUGCUCUUGUUCUUUCAGAGCCCUCCAUGAACACUGCGGUAGGGAUAAGGCCCUCUGCCAUUGUGGAAUGAUGCAGUCACCCUAUGAUCUGUGCUAACCCACCUGCCUGCACUGCCGCAGACUGCAGAUCCCUUUGACUGUGUGCGUUGCCUCAUAGUCCAAAUCUAGGGCUUCUUGGCAUUACUGCACUCACCAAAACCUGGCUUUAAUCACCAUUUUUGUGUAAAGCAAGUCGACUACAUAACUCUCAUUUUCAGCAUGUGACUGAAGUAUCCCACGGCAGGGAAGGAUUUUAGUUCUUAAAAGUUUUGUUCGCGUAAGGAUCAAAUCCCAUUGUUAUUUUAGCAGCACAGCUUUAGUUUAGAUGCCAGUCAAUGGAUUGUAUGUGUAGCUAUACUCGUAACCAGGGGUUUUUCCAUAUUUCUGUGCAGUUGCCACUUCUGUGUAUAACCCUUCCACAUGAAAUAGCAAACGAUAGCUAACAUACACGCGAGCUGCUUGAGUGUAUUUAAAUGAUACAUAUUAAUACGCAUAUGCAGUUCUGCGUGCCUUAGGGCAAUGACGUGAGGCUUUACAAACUGCAUAUAAAGCGGAUGAUGGGUGAGGUGUAUCUUCACCAGCCUGGGCGAGCCCUGAAUAGUACAGACUCCCCCUGGUUGCUGCCACUCCCUCCUAGGGUGCCAAUCAGAAUCCCAGCAGGACUGCCGCUAUCCUGUACUGGGGAAGAGGAGACAGGCUGUCAGGCAUCUGUGGCGGAGGGAAUGAACUCCCACAGCUUCUAUGUGCUAGGAAAACGAUCAGGCAGGCAGUGGUGGCAGCCAGAGGCUUUGUGUCUCAGGCCAGGCCACCUGUGCCUGGCAGGGAGCAGUACUCUGCAGGCUACGACCUCUUCUACGCCUCCCCCUUCUGUGUAAGGCUACCUGUCGGCAACCAUCCUGGGCACAAACAACAGGAGUUCAGAGAACGGGCAAUGGAAGUUUUGGCACCUCCCUCCACUUUCCUUAAUAAAGGAAGCACCAAGUCUGGAAGAAAGCUUAUUACUCUCUUCAUUAUGACAUAGAAAAAAUACAUUCAUUUAGUCCACUCCUCAGAACAGCAUUCAACAACUAUUAACGGGUGACCCAUAAAACGUGCUCCAGGCUUUACUCCAGGGGCACUUGCUGUCCUGGCAGCUUCCAGUGUGCUGCAGUUUAUACAUAGUCGUGGUGAAGACCAAUCCUGCCACUGGAAGCCCAUCUCUGCUGCAAUUAAGUAGAACUUCCACUACAAGGAGAGAGGAAGGAGUAUGUCAAAGCAGCGGAUCAAGUGGCAAGGGUGAUCCCAAAAGCCAGAAAAAGGCAUGUUCCUGCCUAAAGAAGCUCCUGAAUGUGUGACAGGAAAGUUGCAAACAGAACUAAACAGGAAAAAAACAAAACCAGUUUUGACUAAUGACUGAGCCUUUUAUCAGGGCUUCUUAGAUUGCUUCUAGAGGAAGAAAGCUGAAAGACUUUGAGCUGAAGAUUUGUCUUCCAGACAAAGGUAAAAACCAAGUGAUAUCAGGAAGGAUCCUGCAUAAGAGUUGUGUCAGCAUAGUUCCAGGGUUUCUCAUCUCGUCCAGCUGGCAGGAGGAAAAACCCACUUGUCUGAACUGGGGAAACUAGUUUUAUGGGAAGAAAAUGUAGGCUUGAGUAUUAUUGAAUAUAACACUAAAUGUUAUAAUCAA